AUGUCUGCAACACUAGAACAAGACUCGGCGGACUUAGAGGCUAGAUUAGCAUCUACUCCGCCAGAAGCGCACGCCGUGCGCGACAAUCUAAAAUCACUUGCCGCUGGCGGCGUUGGUGGCGUCUGCGCUGUACUAACAGGCCACCCUUUUGACCUGAUCAAAGUACGCUGUCAAUCUGGCCAGGCUUCGGGAGCACUUGACGCAGGUAAGCGCGUCCUGCGUGAGGCGCGCGCUCAGCCUGGUGCGUUACCCCUGAACCAGAUGCGCGGCUUCUACCGCGGCGUUGUGCCGCCACUUCUGGGCGUCACGCCGAUUUUCGCAGUGUCAUUCUGGGGAUAUGACGUGGGGAAGCGCUUGGUCGCCUGGGGUAACAGUCCCGCACCAGAGAUCGCUGGUGCCGCUGUCGCUAGAUCGCUAACCACGGGACAACUGGCUCUGGCCGGAUUUCUGUCGGCUAUUCCUACGACCCUCGUGACCGCGCCUACGGAGCGGGUGAAAGUAGUGCUACAGACGUCGGAUAGCGGUUCUUUUGUGGGAGCGGCCCAGAAACUCGUGCGCGAAGGCGGCGUGCGCUCGUUGUUCCAAGGCACGCUGGCGACGCUAGCGCGCGACGGGCCUGGGAGCGCGCUGUACUUCGCGUCGUACGAGGUGUGCAAGCGGUAUUUGAGCGGAACCAACGCGGCCACGGCCGCGUCGGAGCCGCUCAGCGUCGCCAGCGUAUGCUUGGCAGGUGGCGCGGCAGGGAUGAGCAUGUGGAUCGGCGUGUUUCCAAUAGACACGAUCAAGACGAGGCUGCAGUCAGGCUCCGGCGCGCAGACAAUGGCGCAGGCUACGCGUGAGAUAUACGGGCGCGGCGGGAUCCGGGCGUUUUUCCCGGGGCUCGGCCCGGCUUUGCUGCGCAGCUUCCCGGCCAAUGCAGCUACGUUUCUCGGCGUGGAACUUACGCACGAGCUGUUCAAGAAGUACAACGUGUAG
Messenger RNA from Lachancea thermotolerans CBS 6340, 975 nucleotides. RefSeq names its product carnitine:acyl carnitine antiporter (gene CRC1). The transcript has a single exon. Gene Ontology annotation, molecular function: O-acyl-L-carnitine transmembrane transporter activity. Gene Ontology annotation, cellular component: mitochondrial envelope. Lineage: Eukaryota; Fungi; Ascomycota; Saccharomycetes; Saccharomycetales; Saccharomycetaceae. The coding region runs from base 1 to 975 and encodes 324 amino acids. The record is from RefSeq and is a predicted model, not a curated record. Gene Ontology annotation, biological process: mitochondrial transport; carnitine transmembrane transport.